Monopterus albus (swamp eel) is the source of this 1182-nucleotide messenger RNA. RefSeq names its product MBL associated serine protease 2 (gene masp2). The record is from RefSeq and is a predicted model, not a curated record. The transcript is spliced from 7 exons. NCBI's taxonomy places the organism in Eukaryota, Metazoa, Chordata, Actinopteri, Synbranchiformes, Synbranchidae. The coding region runs from base 1 to 1011 and encodes 336 amino acids. Gene Ontology annotation, molecular function: calcium ion binding; serine-type endopeptidase activity.
AUGGUGCUGACCUUUGAGGGGAGAGCCAGAGAGUCCAAAAUGGAGGAAGCCGUUGUGGGUCAGAACUCAUUUUCAUCCCACACUAGUGAAAAUUUAGAAGAGGCUGACAUCAAAACAGUUCUCUUACCUGGCCUCAAUCGGUCCAGACAGGCCAAAUUAACACCCAGCGCUCAGCUGAUGCUUCUGGGGAAAUGUGUGAAGAAGCAGCCGUACCCGAAUAACCAGCACGCAGUGUGGAACAUCACUGUCCCAGAUGGCCACAGGCUUAAACUCUACUUCACCCACUUCAGCAUAGAACCCUCCAACCAGUGUGAAUAUGAUUAUAUCCAGGUUUUGGCAGAGGGGAAUGAAACCUUGCGAUUUUGUGGUGAAGAAGAGAAGAACCAUGAGAGCACCCCGAGGAACACCGUCAUCGUGUCAGCCGGAAACCUCAUGUCAGUGGUCUUUAGGAGUGACUACUCUAAUGAGGGUCGAUUCACCGGCUUCCAAGCGUUUUACACCUCGGAAGAUAUCAAUGAAUGUCUGCUCAAGAUAGAUGGGGAGAGAGUGUGUGAUCACUUUUGCCACAAUUACAUCGGUGGAUAUUACUGCACGUGCCGACCAGGAUAUCUUCUCCAUGACAACAAAAGAUCCUGCACAGUGCCAUGCCAUGGCGAGGUGUUGACUUCGCUGUCAGGGAUUCUGACCAGCCCAAACUACCCUAGCCCCUACCCACCCAUGAGUCAGUGUAACCACACUAUUCGUUUGCCGGAGGGCUACAGAAUAAUCCUGGACUUCCUGGAACCCUUUGAUAUAGAGAGACACCCAGAUGCCCCCUGUCCAUAUGAUAUGUUGAAGAUUUCAACAUCUGGGCAGGAGUAUGGACCCUUCUGCGGAUCGACACCACCAGCACGCAUCGACACAGGAAGUUACCAAGUACACAUUAAAUUCAGAUCUGACACUAGUGGGAAAAACAAGGGAUGGAAAAUCAAGUACACCAGUACUAAUGUUGAAUCCCUCAUUUUAACUUAAAGUCUUACUGGCCUUUACACGGUGACGUUAUAUUGUUGCAUCUUAAACCAAUCAUAAAUUUGGUGAUGAAUCUUGGGAAUUGGGCUUAUCCAUGAGGCUAGCAGAACACUAGCUAAGUCCUAAUCUAAUUGUCAUUGUUUUAUUUCUUUCAUUGGAAAGAUGCUGCUAUAA